AUGAAUCUAAAUACUCAAUCUGACUCAGUGAAAUCGACUCACAAGCAAGUCUCCUCUCCGGGCAUUUUCCCUGACACCCGGAAUGUGAAAUUCCAAGGUAACUGCAAUGAAGGCCCAACCCUUGGACAGGAGUCUGGAAUUGAAAAAAAACUAGUGACUGCUUCAGUCGCCUUGGGGGUUUACUCCAAACUCAUUGCUGCCUUAGAAGAGGCUAGAGUUUCAGGAUGUCUGACUGCUCCAAUGGAAGCUGAGCUAAGAAGCUUGACAUUGAGAUGCAUAAAAACCGGAUUAGCAAUUUUGCAACAUAAAUUGUUACCAGCUGAAGAUCAUGUGAUCAUCACACCUGAUGACAAGGACAAAGAUUUGAGUGCUACAUACGGCCAUUCUUUUCUUGUCUUUGAUUCGGACAACCAAGAUCCCACGGCCGAUGAUCGUCAAUCUCCGUCUCCUUCACCUCCUGAACUCGAAUCUAUGUUGCCUUUACGUCCUGAACUCAAACAUUUACCUGAUGAUCAAAUUUCUGUUCAAAUGAAUCAAUCUAUGUCUUCUUUACGUCCUGAACUCGAACAUUUACCUGAUGAUCAUCAAAUUUCUGUUCAAAUGAAUCAAUCUAUGUCUUCUUUACGUCCUGAACUCGAACGUUUACCAGAUGAUCAAAUUUCUGUUCAAAUGAAUCAAUCUAUGUUGCCUUUACGUCCUGAACUCAAAUCUAUGUCUUCUUUACGUCCUGAACUCGAACGUUUACCUGAUGAUCAAAUUUCUGUUCAAAUGAAUCAAUCUAUGUCUUCUUUACGUCCUGAACUCGAACGUUUACCAGAUGAUCAAUGCAGCAUUCAUUCUACUUCGACCACUCAUUCUGUUUCUGUGUUGUCUAAUCUCCCUCAAGAACAGAUUGAAGAUCCCAUUACUGAAGAGUGUAAUCAACAGUCAAACAAGAAAAGAUUUACUGCUGUUUUGAUUCCGCAUGUCCGGUAUUCCAAUAUAACGUCUGAAGUUUGCCAGGCUUCCAACUCAAAUAAUUCCAACGGCGAACCUCUCAAAUCAGUUCACUUUUUCCUAGGAUCCAAGGAAAUGGAGAUGGAGCUUCACACAAUGUUAUCACCUUACAGCGGUACACAAACCAGUCAUAUAGCCAAACUAGCUGCUUGGGAUGCGUUAAGGUCUUUAUUACAACGUCAAAAGUUAGGAGAACCGUUGGAUCAAGUCUUCUUGGAUUCAAUUGAGGGUGGACCAACUAAAGUGGUGAUCAAGACUAAAUACAACAUACAACACUGGAUUAACACUGUCAAGGCAAUGAUGCCAAAUCUCUUCAACUCACACGAAGGGGAGCCAUCUUAUGCCGGAGGUUUCUUCAACACUGUCCAUCUGAGAGACGUAGCAAUGGGCAACAAACCUCCGACAUCCCUGCCACCUCUUUGGCAUCAAACUUGGCUUUCCAUGCGUCUUUCUGUUUGGCCAUCGUCAACACGGGUAACUUGUUUCCUCAAGAUUCUACUCGACUCAGUUGUUCUCACUGGAAAAAAAUUCCUCCAAGAACCUCCUCAAUCCGAAGAAGAGAAGGCUCAAACUGGUGUCGCCGCAGUUUGUCAGGCACUUGAAUGGUUAGAUUCUCAGAAAGAUACCAAUAACAAUAUGCAUCUUCUCAAUUCAAAAGAAUCUGUCUCCUCAGUUGAAUUCGGCUUAAUCCAUGAAUGGCGACAUGUCUUUAUCAAGGAAAAAGCAGCGGCCAUCAAGUUCAAGGAAAAAUCAAAGAAAAAAUCAAAGGGUGGCUCUGUCAGAGCUCCAACUCUCAGUUACCUUACAAUGUUUGCAUGCUGUGGUAUUCGGGGGCUUAUCUGCUGCUCAGACAAUGUCAACUUGACUCCAGCUGGGCAAAUGCUCAGUUUUAUGGUACUGUCAGAGUGGCUUAGUCAACAAAGGCCCAAUUUUGAAGUCAAGGAACCGGUUUUCAAACAAAGUAAUCAGAUGAUUAUGAGACUCAUUGACGGUCUGUUUGAUGCGGAGGGGCAUUUUAUUAAACCGCAAAUCAUGUGGUAUGAUAUUCCCCAAAACCUGUGUUAUGAUUAUCUCUCGUAUUGGUUUGUAGAAGCUGAGGCAUUCCAUGAAGAGGGAGACUUGGUUUUUCCAGAGUCUAAAGUUUUUAUAGAGAAGUCACAGACCGUCACAUUAUCUGAAGAUUAUUGA
Messenger RNA from Melampsora larici-populina 98AG31, 2184 nucleotides. RefSeq lists its product as uncharacterized. The transcript has 4 exons. NCBI's taxonomy places the organism in Eukaryota, Fungi, Basidiomycota, Pucciniomycetes, Pucciniales, Melampsoraceae. The record is from RefSeq and is a predicted model, not a curated record. The coding region runs from base 1 to 2184 and encodes 727 amino acids.